UUCUGACAUCACAAACGGGCUCCCUACCACAGAAAUCAUCUUCGAGCUAAGAGUCGCACGAUUUUCAUUUGUGCUAAUACUUUCGAAGAUAUUUUGUGAGUUUUUGAUAAUAUUGUCGUUUUUCCGUGAAGGAAUCUAAAGACGAUUAAUCGAAUAUGCCGGCGGUCUUCUCGAAAGAGUUGGACCUAGAGUCGCUGAGGUUUACAGUGAGGAAUAUCUAUACUCCGUUCGGACAUCAAUGCAGGAGGUGCAAGCAUCCCCUGAGACUGAGCGAUGUGGACUCCCACAACUUCCACCUGAGAUGUCCCAAAUGCUAUACCACCAUGUGGUGUAUCAGGGAUGGCUGCGGGCUAUGUGUUUAUGAGCUGGGCAGGCCAUUUGUGAAUAAGGCAGACGUACGGACUGUUCCUGUGGACACCCACAACUUCCACCUGAGAUGCCCAAAAUGCUAUGCCACCAUGUGGUGUAUCACUGAUGGCUGUGGAUUGUGUGUCAACGAGCUGGGCAGGCCAUUUGUGAAUAAGGCAGACGUACGAACUGUUCAUAUGAGUGUAUAGUCUAAUAAAGACAUUUCAGCAGUUGCCAUUCAUUCAUCCACUUAUUCAUUCAUUGCUUUAUGAAGGUACAAAAUGCCAAACUCAGUUUUUGGCAGCUGCAAAGCACACCCAAUCUUUGUGACCUUUGUGUAACAUUGAAGUUAGACUUUACAGUGAUUCCUGAAAUCGGCUCAGUUUAAAUGUGUUUGCUGCUUAACAUUAUCUGUACUCUGACCUUGUAGACAACUAAAUGAAUAAAUCACUGUUUGAAAAUGCCUCCUUCAUAAGUGAAGGCUGGAAAUACAACAUACAUGUCGUUUCUUAACAUUGGUAGUUUGAA
Branchiostoma floridae (Florida lancelet) is the source of this 876-nucleotide messenger RNA. RefSeq lists its product as uncharacterized. The record is from RefSeq and is a predicted model, not a curated record. The transcript has 4 exons. The coding region runs from base 156 to 557 and encodes 133 amino acids. Lineage: Eukaryota; Metazoa; Chordata; Leptocardii; Amphioxiformes; Branchiostomatidae.